Molecule: messenger RNA, 1563 nt
Organism: Closterium sp. NIES-65
Lineage: Eukaryota; Viridiplantae; Streptophyta; Zygnematophyceae; Desmidiales; Closteriaceae
Source: the annotation of a GenBank genome assembly
AUGAUGAUCCAGCAAGGCGAGCCUUCUGGAGCAAGAAAGCUCUCGGGCUACCUCCGAAAGGUGGGGGGGAAUCCAAGCUGGUCUGGGAAAUACCAGGGGCCACGUGUUCAGUCCUCGCCAGUGUAUUCUCUAGUAACAGGGCCUGAUUCUUCGCCACUUCGCGGACUUGAAUGUCGCGCGCGCACCAAGAGCUUCGAUAGAGAUAGCACUGCUGCUACUGCUGCUGCUGCCACAUCCGCGGGGGCUACUGCGGUGCUCGAGCAGGAGGUGCUUUUUGAGACGUCCCAAAAGGUGCUCCAGCAGCAGGACGUGCCGCGGCAGCAGCAGCAGGAGGAGGGGCGGGCGUGCGGGGUGGGCAUCCUGCCGUUCCUAGAGGGAAAGCACGUGCUCAUCACGGGCGCGACGGGCUUCAUUGGGAAAGGUGCGGCUUCUGGUGGUCACGGUGUGGUCACGGGCUUCAUUGGGGUGCUUGCUCGUGUGUUGGUGGAGAAGAUACUGCGCGAGCAGCCGCGCGUGGGGCAGCUGUAUCUUCUCAUCCAACCCACAGCCCGCGCCACCGCAGCGCAUCGCCUCACGCAACAGCACACAACAUAUCCCUCCCUCUCCUCCUGCAUUCCCCCUACCCAGGUCGUCCCGUCGCCCGUGUUCUCGCUGCUGCGCGAGCGGCAUGGGGAGGGGUACGGGGCGUUCAUGGCGGGCAAGCUGACGGCCGUGCAGGGCAACGUGGGGGAGGACGGGCUGGGACUGGCUGCCCACGCCGCUGCUGCUCUGCAUGACUCGGUCGAUCUGAUCUUCAACUUCGCCGCCACCGUUGACUUUGAAGCCGAGUAUGACGUGGCACUCAAUAUCAACACCAUGGGCCCGCGGCGGGUGCUAGCCUUCGCCAAGAAGUGCCGGAGGCUUCAAUUGCUGGUGCACGUGUCCACUGCCUAUGUGAACGGGCAGCGCGAGGGGAGAUGCAUGGAGCGCCCCUUCUCUCCGGGCGACAGCAUUGCUGCUGAGAUGCUCGCCUGCUCUCCCACCCCCUCCGCCACCACUGCUGUCGCUGCUGCUGCUGCUGCUGUUGCUGCUACUUCCCCUGCUGCUGCUGCUGCUGCUUCUUCUGCUGCAGCUGCUGAUUUUGCUGCUGCUGCUGCUGCUGCUGCUACGGCUGCCACCACUGCUGCUGCCGCUGCUGCCACGUCCCCUGCGGCGACCUCGCAAGUCCCUGUGCUGGACCUGGAUGAGGAGGUCGCACUGGCGUUGAGGGAGCGAGCGGCGGUGGAGGCAGGGGCCAAGGCGAGAGGGGCGAGUGCAGAGGAAGUGGCAGCGGCGGUGGAGGCGCACAUGUCCGCCCUGGGUGCCGACAGGGCGCGUACCUUUGGGUGGCAGGACGCGUACACGCUGUGCAAGGCAAUGGGGGAGAUGGCGCUGGUGGAGCAGCAAGAGGGGGCGGAAGGGGAGGGGGAGGUGGGGGGGAAGGCUGGGGGAGAAGCGCGUGUGCCGGUGGUGGUGGUGCGGCCCAGCAUAGUGGAGAGUGCACUACACGAGCCCAUGCCUGGAUGGAUCGAAGGCUUUCGGUGA